Messenger RNA from Solea senegalensis (Senegalese sole), 2954 nucleotides. It is a transcript of the gene enox2, whose product is annotated as ecto-NOX disulfide-thiol exchanger 2. Gene Ontology annotation, biological process: ultradian rhythm. Gene Ontology annotation, molecular function: protein-disulfide reductase activity; RNA binding. The transcript is spliced from 16 exons. NCBI's taxonomy places the organism in Eukaryota, Metazoa, Chordata, Actinopteri, Pleuronectiformes, Soleidae. Gene Ontology annotation, cellular component: external side of plasma membrane; plasma membrane. The record is from RefSeq and is a predicted model, not a curated record. The coding region runs from base 98 to 2260 and encodes 720 amino acids.
UCGCCGUACUUGGCUCCGCCAUUGCUUGGCAGGUCUCACUCACUGCUAACCAGGCGUUUUCAUGGUUACCCACGACAACAAACCCUAGAAGUGUCGCAUGGAUGUGGAUGGGACUUUUAAGUGGCAGGCGGUGCACGCCGAAGGACACACGCGUGGGAAUCAGAUUUGCCACAUGACCAGGGGAGAGGCCGAGGUCGAGGUCCUCCCUAUGAUGUUCAAAGACCUCAGAUCAAACCGAGUCACAGGACUCAACGCUCUGCCCUUUGACCCAGCUACCAGCAACGACCCUCUCCAGUUCAACAGUUCCAGCGGGCCUCUGGUGGAGUGUCCUCCUCUGGAAAACACAGCUGAGACGAGCAAGAAGAGGAAGAGGACCAUCCUGCCUCCAGACGGGAUCUGUAACAUGACGAUGGACUCCAACUCGAUAACGAUGCCUAUGCCCGACCCCAACCCCUGGGCGACAGCCAUGAACAACCUGGGGAUGCCUCCCAUCGGAAUGACCGGACAGCCAAUCAUGCCAGAUUUUGACCCCAACCUUGGCAUGAUGGCUGGAAUCACCCCCAUCAACCCCAUGAUGCCUGGCCUCGGUAUUGUGCCUGCGCCGCUCUCCCAGGAACUGCCGGUUAUCAAAGAGAUCAUCCACUGCAAGACCUGUACUCUGUUCCCUCCGAACCCCAACCUUCCCCCUCCAGCCACAAGAGACCGCCCUCCAGGAUGUAAGACAGUGUUUGUCGGGGGUCUGCCAGAAAACGCCACAGAGCAGCUCAUCAUGGAGGUCUUCGGACAGUGUGGCGAUAUCACUGCCAUACGCAAAAGCAAAAAGAACUUCUGCCAUAUCAGAUUUGCUGAAGAGUUCACCGUGGACAAGGCUCUCUUCCUGUCAGGUUAUCGUAUCCGCCUCGGCUCCAGCACGGACAAAAAAGACUCUGGCCGCCUUCACGUGGACUUCGCCCAGGCCAGAGACGAUCUGUACGAGUGGGAGUGUCACCAGCGGAUGUUGGCCAGAGAGGAGAGGCACCGGCGCAAGAUGGAGGAGGAUCGCUUCCGGCCGCCGUCCCCUCCCCCCAUCGUCCACUACUCGGAGCACGAGUGCAGCCAGCUGGGCGACAAGAUCAAAGACGACGGCAAGUUUGCUGAAGCGGUGCGCGUGCUCCUGACCUGGCUCGAGCGAGGGGAAGUCAACCGCCGGAACGCCAACAACUUCUACUCCAUGAUCCAGUCCUCGAACAGCCACAUCCGCCGGCUGAUGAGCGAGAAGAGUCAACACGAGAAGGAGAUGGAGGAGGCAAAGGACAAAUUUAAGACGGCUCUGGCUGGCAUACUUGCUCAAUUUGAGCAGAUUGUGUCUGUAUUCCAAGCCGCUUCCAAACAAAAGGCAUGGGACCAUUUCUCCAAAGCUCAGCGCAAGAACCUGGACAUGUGGCACAAACAAGUCGAGGAGAUCAGAAACAUGCACAACGAGCAGCUGAUGGGCAUCAGGCGAGAGGAGGAGAUGGAGAUGUCUGAUGAUGACAUGGAGGACGUCCCUGACAGCAAGGACUCCGAGGACUCAAGUGUAUCCCAAGCAGAAGCCUUAAAGGAGGAGAAUGACUCACUGCGCUGCCAGCUGGACGCUUACAGGAACGAGGUGGAGCUGCUCAAGCAGGAACAAGGCAAGAACCAACCGCUGAGGAGCGAGGAGGACAACACACACUCGCAGCAGCUCAGCUUCCUACAGCAGGCUCUGCAAGGCAUGCAGAAGCAACUGCUAAAAAUGAGGGACGACUUAAAACAGAGGGACGCCGAGCUGGAGAAGAGUCAGGAGGACAAACAGCAGCUGAAGACUCAAGUGCAGACGUUGAAGGACAGUCUCCACAAUCUGCAGAACACACACGUGCAGCUGGAGAUGUCAAAGCGCGAUGACAGAAGCAGGGAGGACAGCACUAAUCAAAGCAGUGAGGCAGCAGUAUCAACAGUGGUGUCCUGCAGUCAAGAGAAAGAAGGGCCGGCAGAGAAGGCUUCGCCAAGUCCUGUCCAUUCGGAGAGGGAAGCGCUGCUCGUGGGGAUCAUAUCAACAUUCCUGCAUGUUCACCCGUUUGGAGCCAGCAUCGAGUACAUCUGUUCCUACCUGCAGCGUUUGGACACCAAGAUCAACACUGGCGAGGUGGAGGCUCUUCUGUCGCGGCUGCCGUGCACCUUCCGCCAGGAGUUGACCGGGGUCGGUGCCAGUCUGGAGAAGCGCUGGAACUUCUGUGGCUUCCAGGGCAUCAAGAACACAUAAACUCUGCUGAUGUCGCUUCGGGGGAAACGCGGACGAGACGGCAAAGCACACGGACACUGAGGAGAUGUGGAACAAUGUAAAAGCCCGCAGACAUCGCCGUCUGUGGACUGUACCGACACAUAACAGUGAGCGUGCGUCGCGAGAUCUGAGAGGAAUGUUAUUUCAUGAUCAUUUCAGGGACUCGGCGGAGGUAGGUGGCGGAGACAUAACAACAACGCAGCAUCUCCAUGGUUACGGGAGCGUUGACACCAAACCAUGAUGGUAGAAGUCCUCGUGAGAUCUGUCAGAACUUGCAGUUUUCUGAGUGCUAAUCUUUUUUUUUUUUUAGAGUUUGCAACUCAACAGAAAAUCACCAAGUCCUUCAGUGAGUGGAUUAUUACAAAGUCGUCACGCACAUGGGCAGGACACGGUACAUUCUGAGCCUGCGGUUGGCUCUGCAUGGUGUCGACAUAGGCCAGGACUACAGGGUUAAACGAGGAGGGUUAUCAGGGCUGGACUGAACACUGCAAUCCUCUGAACCCUUUGGCCUCUCCCUCCCUCUGUGUCUCUUUUUGCUGUUGCUGGUUUGUAUCAUAGAUCAAAAAUGGAUAUAUUUCUUCAUUUUCUGUAAAUGCUGUUAACAGUUGCAUAGGAUCAUUUGUUGUAAUACACUGUAAAUGCUUGGAUGAUAUUUUUGAUUAUAAAAAAAAAGAUG